Messenger RNA from Candidula unifasciata, 2112 nucleotides. The record is from the annotation of a GenBank genome assembly. NCBI's taxonomy places the organism in Eukaryota, Metazoa, Mollusca, Gastropoda, Stylommatophora, Geomitridae.
AUGACCAUUGACUUUUCAGAUGCCUCGAGAAUCGUCUGUUAUUUCACCAACUGGUCCCAGUACAGAAGUGGCGAAGCCAAGUUUCUGCCUGCAAAUAUUGACAUGAUACGUUGUACCCACGUCAUGUACGCAUAUGCUAAACCGGAAGGGUUAAACAUUAAGCCUACCCAGCCGAACGAUGAAUCCACCCCAAGAGUAGAGGGAUUAUAUUCUCGAUUGAUGAAAGUGAGACGAAAAAACCCAAAUGUUAAGGUCCUGCUGUCUGUUGGCGGGAGGAAAGUGGGGCCCAAACCUUUUGCACCAGUGGUGAAAUCGGAGGACGCUAUGUCAACAUUCGCCAAAAAUGUCAUAUCGUUUCUGCGCAAAAGGCAAUUCGACGGCUUAGAUAUGGCCUGGGAAUACCCAGAGGACAGCGAUAAAUCAAAGUUUCAAAACCUUAUGGAGGAAAUAAUGAAAGCCUUUGAACGGGAAGCAUCUCGAACUGGUAAAGAACGACUGCUGUUGUCAGUAGCUGUGCCCCCUUUCAAGUCUCAAAUCGAUGACGGUUAUGAUGUCGAGGAUUUAUCUAGAACCGUUGACUUCAUGUCCAUUAGGAGCUUCGACUUUCAUGGAGACUGGAGUAGCGGUGUCGGUUUCAACUCGCCCCUUUACGCACACCCUGAUGAAAGUGGAGAGGAAACCCAGCAUAAUGUGGAUUGGGUUGCCAGAUACUAUGUGUCUCUUGGCGCCCCGAAGAGCCUUCUAAACAUUGGAAUCCCCACAUAUGCAAGAACGUUUACACUAAAGGAUCCCGACCGUCACUCAGUUGGGUCUCCAUUCCGGGGUAAAGGAAGAGCCGGCCCGCUCACGAAAGAAGCAGGGAUCCUGGCCUAUUUUGAAGUAUGUAACAUAAUGGGAGAAUCGGAGGUGAUUAAAGUUGCUUCUCAAAGGAAUUAUUACGCUGUGCAAGACGGCCAGUGGGUGGGUUUUGAAGGUGUUGAGAGCGUUAAUGCCAAGGCUUGCUAUGCCGCUCAGAAUGGAUAUGGAGGCAUUCUCAUCUGGAGUUCAGAUCUCGAUGAUUUUGAGGACACUGAGUGCAAACAAGGAGUAGACCCACUUCUGAAGGCAGCACACGAAGCUAUCAAUGACCCGUCGUCAGAGUGUGAGGAAGAAGAAGAUGAACCAAUUACAACCAAACGGCGCGGUACUACUAGUACGACUCCACGUCCUGAAACAAUAACAGAGGCGCCAGUUUCAGAUUACUACAGAACUAUUUGUUAUUUCACAAACUGGUCUCAGUUCCGAAAGGGAAAGGGGAAAUUUCUACCUGAAAAUAUCAACCCUAACCUUUGUUCUCAUAUCAUUUAUGCAUCUGCAAAGCUGGAAAGAUUAGAUCUGCAGCCCGUCGAGGAGAAUGAAGACUCGACUGAAUCUAAGGAAGGAAUGUAUGCACAAGUGAUUAAGCUGAAAGAGAAAAAUCCAAACAUCAAAGUCCUGCUAUCUGUUGGCGGCUCCUAUUUAGGAUCCGACCCUUUCAAACCUGUAGUAGAAUCAUUGGAAGACAUGUCGCUCUUCGCUUCGAAUGUAGCCUCGUUUCUACGCAAAAGGGAAUUCGAUGGCCUUGAUAUGGACUGGCAAUACCCAGCGGAUAUAUUAACCACGCCAGAGGAUAAACCGAAGUUUCAGCAUCUUAUGGAGGAACUGAUGAAGGAGUUUGAGCGAGAAGCGAAAAAAACUAGCAAAACGCGCCUGAUGUUAACGCUUGCCGGGGCACCUGACAAGGAGAACAUUGAUAAAAGCUAUUAUUUAGCAAAUUUAUCCAGAAUCGUAGACUUCAUCACCAUCAUGAGCUUCGACUUACAUGGCGCCUGGGAGGAUGUGGUCGGUUUCAACUCGCCCUUGUAUUCACACCCUGAUGAACAAGAUCCUGCAUCUCAGCUUUGUGUGGACUGGAUUGCCAAAUACUACGUGUCUCUCGGAGCUCCGAAGGAAUUACUUAACAUUGGCAUCGCUACAUACGGGCGAUCCUUUAAACUUAAAGACCCCGAAAAGCACACGGUUUUGUCUGCAGCCAUUGGUAAGGGGAAUGCUGGCCCAAUCACUGAAGAGGAAGGGAUCAUGGCCUACUUCGAG